Molecule: messenger RNA, 1912 nt
Organism: Prosopis cineraria
Lineage: Eukaryota; Viridiplantae; Streptophyta; Magnoliopsida; Fabales; Fabaceae
Product: putative F-box protein At3g10430
Exons: 4
Coding region: 28-1386 (452 amino acids)
Molecular function (GO): protein binding
Source: RefSeq, a predicted model, not a curated record
GAUUCUUGGUUUAUUGAUUUGUGGGUGAUGAAGGAAUAUAUUGGUGCACCUCAGGGGAGAUCGAGCUGGACUAAGAAGUAUUCUUUAAUCACCUUUACAGAUGCGGAGCUUCCAUCAGGUAUUUGGAGGAUAGAUCCAUUAUGUAUCUGGAAGAAUGAACUUGUCUGCAACGGUAAUGAAAUGUCAACUGUUAGUGAAACUGAAUGUGAAAAGAACAUUGAAGUGAAUGAAAUAUUUGGAAUCUUUGGUGGAGCUGAAUUUGUAGAGAGCGUUGAAGUUAAUGAAAUGUUUGGAUCCUUUGGCGAAACUGAAUCUGAAGAGAACGCCGAAGUGUUAAAUGUGUAUCUAUGUCUGUCAAAUCUUAGAACUAAUGAAUUGCGGAAGAUUGCUACAGGAAGGUGUAAUAAUGAAUUUUCAGUUAUUUUCAAUCACGCAGAAAGCCUUGUACCGAUUGACAGCAUCCACAUUCGAAAGUUGAACACUAUGAGGCAGAAGAUAGUGGAUGGAAACAAACAAUUUCCUCAAGAAAUCAUCAGAAACAUUCUCAAACGACUUCCAGUAAAAUCCCUAAUGCGAUUUCAAUGUGUAUGCAAACAAUGGAAAAAUCUCAUCAAGACCCCAUCUUUCAUUUCUGACCACCUCCACCACUCCACUUAUCACAACCCUUCUCUUCUUUUCCAACGGAAUGGCAGAGACAGAGAUGUUCCUCUGGACUUAUGCUUGCUUGACUGUGAGAAGCGACUCUAUGAAGUUCAGAACAUUCCUUUUGAUUCCUUGUUGAGUGUUAAGAUCAUCAGUUCCAGCAAUGGCUUGCUCUGUGUUGAACGUUCUAGUCAUCGAAUUCAUUCUCUUUUCUUGUGGAAUCCAGCGAUUAGAAAGAUCAGACAGGUGCAUAGCAAUGUUUAUGAUUUUGACGGUUGUAUCCAUGUAGGAUAUGGGUUCAGUUCAAGAGUUAAUGAUUACAAGAUAUUGAGAGUUUAUAUUCCUGAAGAAGAGGAUGAGGUUGAUCGACUUGAAGUUUAUUCAUUAAGCACGCAGAGAUGGAAGGAAAUAAAACGUGGGACCUUAAAGGGUGUAAAUCUUUAUUCCGUCACUGCUAAUGGAACAAUGUUUUGGCUUGGGUCAAAGCUGGAUACGGAGGAGGAUUUGGUAGUUUCAUUUGACAUAGCAAUGGAAUCCUUUACAUUGAUAGCGAUGCCUCCUUUAGACAAAAAUCAUAAGUAUUCUGGCCAUAAGCUUGCUGUAUAUGAGAACAAGCUUGCUGUGAUUUCUCACUUUAUAGAGGGUGUAUCUUUUACAACUGAUUCUUGGUUUAUUGAUUUGUGGGUGAUAAAGGUAUUGGUGCACGCCAGGGGAGAUCGAGUUGGACUAAGAAGCAUUCUUUAAUCACCUUUACAGACUCGGAGCAUCCAUCAGAACUUUGAAGUGGAUGAAAUGUAUGAAAUGUUUGGAAUCAGCAGUCAAACUGCAAGUGAAGAGAACACUGAAGUGAUUAGUGUUCUAACGCUGUUAAAUCUUAGAACUAAUGAAUUGAAGAAGAUUGCUACUGGCAGAUGUGGUAAUGAAUUUUCAGCUAUUUUCAAUCAUGCAGCAAGCCUUUUAACAAUUGACAGUAUCAACAUUCAAGAGGUACACCAGACCUGAUUUUGUCACAUCGCCAUGAUAUGAGAAUGUCCGUCGUCCCUCUAGCACCAUGAAGACCUCAAUGGAUGACCAAGAUCUUUUGUCCCACAAUAUUAUUUAGAUAUUUUGAAAAACCUGCUAAGAUCCCUCACAGAUUUCAGUCGUUGUGCAAAGCUUGUCGCCCUUACAAACUUGACUUCUGGUUUAAUUAGUGUGAUACAUGCUUCAGAUAUUUUGUGUUUUGAUUUGAUGGAGAUCCUUUUAUUUGUGAGGAUACCACUUGAUACAA